UAUCCAUCACAAUUUCGGGCUCUUAUUUCAUUUCUCGUCACGUAAAAUAAAUGAAUUUCUAGAGAGAGAAAAUUCCAGACCAGGGGGGAAAGUGUCUAAACAAAAAGGAUUCUGUGUGCAUAGAUGGCGACGCCGGAGAUACAGAAUGCCGGCUUUUCGGUGAUGGCAGCGGCACCGGCGGCUGCUCCGGUUGAUCAGAGCAGUCACUCGGCUGCGGCGCUGAGUGUUUCCUCGCCAAUUCGAUUUUUUUUGUUCUUUCAUAAGGCUAUUCGUAGCGAGCUGGACGGAAUUCAUCGGUCGGCAAUGGCUUUGGCCACGAAUGGAAGUGGAGGUGAUAUCAAGCAGUUGAUGGAGAAGUGGCAUUUCUUGCGCUCGAUUUACAAGCACCACUCCAAUGCAGAGGAUGAGGUUAUCUUUCCUGCGCUAGAUAUCCGUGUAAAGAAUGUUGCAAAGACUUAUUCCCUUGAGCAUGAGGGUGAGAGUCUGCUUUUUGAUCAGUUGUUCUCACUGCUGGACAAUGACAAGAGAAAUGAAGAAAGCUAUAAGAGAGAGUUGGCGUCUUGUACAGGAGCACUGCAAACAUCCAUCAGUCAGCAUAUGUCCAAGGAAGAGGAGCAGGUCUUCCCAUUGCUGAACGAGAAGUUCUCAUUUGAGGAGCAGGCAUCAUUAGUUUGGGAAUUUUUGUGCAGCAUUCCUGUAAAUAUGAUGGCAGAAUUCUUGCCAUGGCUUUCAUCAUCAAUUUCACCAGAUGAGCGGCUGGAUAUGCGUAAAUGCUUGCACAGAAUAAUUCCUGAUGAAAAGUUGCUUCAACAGAUUAUAUUUACCUGGAUGGAUGGGUCAAAAAUGCGCAGUAAGCGUAAAUGUUAUGAAGAUGAUCCUAGACAGUCUAGUAGCUCUGCUACUCCAACUGAAAAUGGACUCUGCUCCUGUGAAUCUUACCAAAAUGCUGAAGGAGGCAUUCAGUCUGCUCAAAAUGCUAUCAGUUCUUCGCUAUAUUGUCCAAUGGAUGAUAUAUUGCAUUGGCAUAAGGCAAUCGAGAAGGAAUUGAAUGAUAUAGCCGAAGCAGCUAGAAGUAUAAAAUUAACUGGAGAUUUCACUGAUCUGUCUGCAUUUAAUAGGAGGCUGCAAUUUAUAGCUGAAGUUUGCAUUUUCCAUAGCAUUGCUGAGGACAAAGUUAUAUUCCCUGCGGUAGAUGCAGAAAUGUCUUUUAUACAGGAGCAUACAGAAGAAGAGAGUGAAUUUGACAAGUUCAGGUACUUGAUAGAGAGUAUUGAAAAUGCUGGAGACAACUCGUCGGCAGAUUUUUAUUCAAAAUUAUGCUCGCAGGCUGAUCACAUAAUGGGAACUGUGAAGAACCAUUUUCGCAAUGAGGAAAUUAAGGUUCUUCCACUUGUCCGGCAGCAUUUUAGCCCUGAACGGCAGCGAGAACUUCUGUAUAAAAGCUUAUGUGUGAUGCCAUUGAGAUUGAUCGAAUGUGUCUUGCCAUGGUUGGUUGGGUCAAUGAGUGAAGAAGAAGCUCGUUGUUUCCUUUAUAAUAUGCAUAUGGCAGCUCCAGCAUCAGAUGCUGCUUUGGUAACUCUGUUCUCUGGUUGGGCAUGCAAAGGUUGUCCUGGAGGAAUUUGUUUGUCUUCUACUUCAGUCGGUGGUUGUCCGGCAAAGGAACUGAAAGAAACCCAAGAAAAUUUCGGAAGGUCUUAUCGCUACUGUGCUUGUGCAAGUACGUUGAAUGGAAGUACAACUUGUGGCCCAGCACGCAAGUGUGAGAAGACAAUGAAGGAAAGAAACUUAGAUUCUUCAUUAGAAAGCGUUGCAUUUUCAGGAGCAAAAUCCCAAAAUACUUCUCUCAGUAACCAGUCUUGUUGUGUUCCUGGUCUAGGAGUCAAUAGCAAUACCCUAGGGAUGAACUCCCUAGCCUCUGCAAAAUCUUUACGUUCUUUAUCUUUUGGUGCAACUGCCCCAUCUCUCAACUCCAGUCUUUUCAACUGGGAACCAGAAACUAGCUCCAGUAUCAGUGGCCUCACAGCACGACCUAUUGAUAACAUUUUUAAGUUUCACAAAGCAAUUCGGAAGGAUUUGGAAUUUUUAGAUGUUGAAUCUGGGAAACUUAGUGAUUGUGAUGAAAGUUUCCUCAGACAAUUCAGUGGUAGAUUUCGUCUUUUAUGGGGCUUAUACAGAGCACACAGUAAUGCGGAGGAUGAUAUUGUAUUCCCUGCCUUAGAAUCGAAGGAAACUCUUCAUAAUGUUAGUCAUUCUUAUACUUUGGACCACAAGCAGGAGGAAGAAUUGUUUGAGGAUAUCUCUUCUGCGCUAGCUGAACUAUCUCAACUUCAUGAAAAUUUGAAUGUAAAAGAUGUGGCUGGAAAUUUGAGUGAAAGUCUAUCUGAUUCUUCAAGUUGUGUUAAUGGUUUGAAAAAAUAUAAUGAGCUGGCAACCAAGGUUCAGGGCAUGUGCAAAUCUAUUAGAGUGUCUUUAGAUCAUCACGUUAUGCGUGAAGAGCUUGAGCUUUGGCCAUUGUUUGAUAGAUAUUUCUCUGUGGAGGAGCAGGACAAACUUGUUGGUCGCAUAAUUGGCACAACUGGAGCAGAGGUACUUCAGUCAAUGCUGCCUUGGGUAACUUCUGCUCUUACUUUGGAAGAGCAAAAUAAAAUGAUGGACACAUGGAAACAUGCAACCAAGAACACGAUGUUUAGUGAGUGGCUUAAUGAAUGGUGGGAAGGAACUCCAGCUGCAUCUUCACAGGAAUCCACAUCAGGAAAUAGCACAUCACAAGAAUAUGAUAUACAUGAAUCCACGGACCAAAGUGAUUAUACAUUUAAGCCUGGGUGGAAAGAUAUUUUCCGAAUGAACCAAAAUGAGCUUGAAUCAGAGAUAAGGAAGGUGUCUCGCGAUUCAACUCUUGAUCCACGAAGAAAAGCUUAUCUUAUUCAAAAUCUAAUGACCAGUCGCUGGAUAGCUUCUCAGCAAUCAAAAACUGAUGAAGCUGAAGAUGGAGAAUUGCUUGGAUGUUUGCCAUCGUUUCGUGAUUCUGAGAAAAAGAUCUUUGGAUGUGAGCAUUACAAAAGAAACUGCAAGCUUCGUGCUGCUUGCUGCGGGAAGUUAGUUGCAUGCAGAUUCUGCCAUGAUGAAGUCAAUGACCAUUCGAUGGACAGGAAAGCAACGUCUGAAAUGAUGUGUAUGAAUUGCCUAAAAAUUCAGCCAGUUGGACCAGUUUGCAUAACCCCAUCCUGCAAUGGGCUUGCAAUGGCAAAAUAUUACUGCAGUAGUUGCAAGUUCUUUGAUGAUGAACGGGAAGUUUAUCACUGUCCUUUCUGCAAUUUAUGCCGUGUGGGAAAAGGGCUUGGUAUAGACUUCUUCCAUUGCAUGACCUGCAAUUGUUGUUUGGCAAUGAAACUAGUGGACCACAAGUGCAGGGAGAAAGGUCUUGAAACCAACUGCCCAAUAUGCUGCGACUUUUUGUUCACAUCAAGUACAGCUGUGAGGGCUCUUCCCUGUGGCCAUUACAUGCAUUCUGCUUGUUUCCAGGCAUAUGCUUGUGCGCAUUACAUUUGUCCUAUUUGCAGCAAAUCAAUGGGAGAUAUGUCGGUCUACUUUGGCAUGCUUGAUGCUUUAAUGGCUUCUGAAGUUCUUCCAGAAGAAUACAGAAACCGGUGUCAAGAUAUACUGUGCAAUGACUGUGAUAGAAAAGGAACUGCACCCUUUCAUUGGCUGUAUCACAAGUGUAGCUUUUGUGGGUCAUACAAUACCCGAGUAAUUAAGGUCGAUCGAGAUCCUAUUUGUUUGACAUAGUCCACUUGGGUGAAAUUUCCGUUCUUCAAUCAAUUCGUUUACGUGUAUAAAAAGUUGGUGGUACCACGUGGGCAAUUAUGUAAAUGCAGUUCUUAUAUAGCAAAAUUUUGACAUUUUUAGGCUGAUAGAUUAAGGUUUAGUUAGAUCAGUUAAGACAGGGAACUGCAUUCUACGUUUUCACUGCAUAGCUACCGUCACUGGGUUUCGUGGAUCUGCAUUUACGUUUUUGUUUUUUGGUUUUUUGCUGCAUAGUCACCGUCAUUGGUUGUCCUGGAUCUGGUAGCCUUUGAUCUCUGUCCAUUCCUUCUCCAGACUAACAUUGAUGAUAUGAACAUUGGGUGAGGGAUCUACCAUUUCAUUUGAAAA
Sesamum indicum (sesame) is the source of this 4152-nucleotide messenger RNA. Its product is annotated as zinc finger protein BRUTUS. Gene Ontology annotation, molecular function: zinc ion binding; ubiquitin protein ligase activity. Gene Ontology annotation, cellular component: nucleus. Gene Ontology annotation, biological process: protein ubiquitination; ubiquitin-dependent protein catabolic process. The record is from RefSeq and is a predicted model, not a curated record. Lineage: Eukaryota; Viridiplantae; Streptophyta; Magnoliopsida; Lamiales; Pedaliaceae.